Molecule: messenger RNA, 1118 nt
Organism: Ciona intestinalis (vase tunicate)
Lineage: Eukaryota; Metazoa; Chordata; Ascidiacea; Phlebobranchia; Cionidae
Source: RefSeq, a predicted model, not a curated record
UACGAAACCACACAAGUUGAGGUUAAAUUCAAAUAGGACAACCAUUGAAGUUUUGGAAGCUUUGUUUCGUGGGAUUCAUGGCACAACUACCACGAUUACAGAGUUGACCAUCGUCGGUUACAUGGAGAUGAAAGAUUCUCUCAUGGAGUCACUUCUACUUCAUCUUGAUGCGAUGGAGAGGCUUCACUUUCAAUAUGUUGGAAACCUGACUGUUUACAUGAAAAGGUUAUCAAACGCAAUCAACCAACGUUCCAAUAAAAUUCAACUUGAAUUGGUGCAACAAAAAUUGUGUGGUCGUGACGUCAUAUACUUAGCUGGUUGUCUUGGCAAUAUAUCUCGGUUGGAAAUGUCGCACACCGUUAUUUUAAAAGAACAUUGCAGUGUCCUGAAACAAGCGAUACAACAACUUCCAUCCAUCCAGGAUUUCGAACUGGUUGGUCGCGGAGGUGGAUUUGGUUCCGGAAGCCUUGAACUUGUGGAAUGGUUUGAAGAAUUCAAAAGGCAAACCAAGGAGAAGCCAGGAAUUAUGCCUAAGGUAGUGGGAAGCUCUCAUGAAGCUUCCACAUCAAGCGACGAUGACACCAGCCAUCCUUCAAUAAGUGAACCUCAACCUACUAUUUCUUCACAAGAUGUGUCCAUACCUGCUCCUACUCAGUUUGAAUCUUCAUCAAAAUGUUGGAUUGGAUCAAUUGGAGGAAAGUUGGAAGUUGGAGGAUGUGAGUUGGUUGUUCCUCCUGGAGCAUUGGAGGAAGAUGUGGAGAUUAAACUGACUGCAUCACUUCCACUGGAGAGUGAAUAUCUUGAAACUCCCACACUUCAUUGUGAACCAGCAUCUCUUACAUUCAACAAACAAGUGACAAUAAAAUUACAAACUCAUGUUGUCGGAUUGGUUGGUGACCUUUACACACACUUUUCUUCAAAUUACAUUGUAACUUGUUUAUUUAAAUAUGAACAACUAAAUGGGAGUUCAUAACUAAUGCCCUUUUUACUUCUUUGACACACCUUUUAUCCAACGCGUGUUUUAUUAACUUUUGUUUUGGUGUUAAUUCCCUUUUCUUCGUUGUUUUUUUGUUCUUCGUUAUUGUAUUCGAAUGGAUAAAUAAAUUUUUAUGUUUUAA